Papilio polytes (common Mormon) is the source of this 1084-nucleotide messenger RNA. Its product is annotated as mpv17-like protein 2. The record is from RefSeq and is a predicted model, not a curated record. Gene Ontology annotation, biological process: mitochondrial ribosome assembly. The transcript has 3 exons. Gene Ontology annotation, cellular component: cytoplasm; membrane. The coding region runs from base 263 to 904 and encodes 213 amino acids. NCBI's taxonomy places the organism in Eukaryota, Metazoa, Arthropoda, Insecta, Lepidoptera, Papilionidae.
CAUAAUUUGAAAUCGCUAUGGAUUCAAGUUCAAGUAAAGCGAAAUAAAUAUGUUCUUAAUAUCUAAGAGAGGCUAUAGGAUAGGGGAGUUUAAUUAGACAUUAUGUUAAUGUAUAAUAAAGUUUUAAUUGUAAUAUAUAACAAAAAAAAUUUUGCGCAAAAACAUUAAAACAUACCAAUUUUCCUCCAAUUUAAUAAGUUUGAAUUAUCUUCCUCGUACACUGCGAAAUUUUCAUAUCUCUGAUGGUCUUUAAUUGCAUAAUAUGCAACAACUGGGUGUAACAUGGAGGAAACUGGCUACAAAUCUUCGCAGAUCACAGCCUGUAUCAUAUUUCAAGAGAACAGUAAAAGUAGCUUUUAGUGAUAAAUAUUUAUUUUACACAAAUGUAACGAUAUCUGUAAGCUUAUCAUCAGUUGGUGAUUUAUUACAACAAUCAUAUGAAAUAUAUACCAAAGAGCAAACUAAUUAUGAUUUUAAAAGGACAAUGCAUAUGGCAUUUUCUGGUGCCGCAGUGGGUGUUUUAUGUCACCAUUGGUAUAAAAUAUUAGACAAGAUAAUAAUAGGUAAAACAACAGAUAUGGUUAUUAAAAAACUACUGUUAGAUCAAUUAAUAUUUUCACCAAUCAUGAUAACUACUUUCUUUGGUAGUGUUGCCAUAUUCGAAGAUGAUCCGUUAGAGAAUUUUAAAGAAGAAGUCAAAGAUAAAUUUAUAACAUUGUAUAGAGCUGAAUGGAUGGUCUGGCCGCCGGCGCAACUUAUUAAUUUCUAUUUUCUGCCGACCCGAUUUAGAGUAUUAUAUGAUAAUACAAUAUCAUUAGGAUAUGAUGUGUAUACCUCGCAAGUAAAGCAUAGUAAACCAUUAAAAUCAGUUCCGAUUGAUUUAAAAACAAAGGAAAUACAUUGAUUCGAUUAAAACAAAGAAAUAGUGUUAAAAUAUUAGUCAAAUGUACAAAAUUACAAUUAAUUACAGUGUGUUUUGUUUUAUAAUUGUAGAAUUUGGAUAAAUUCCAAUAAGAGUUUAUUGACAUGUAAUGAAGCUAUGCUGUGAUAAUUGUAACAUUUCCUAUUGUAUUAUAAUAGACUA